AUGGAUCCGACGUCUACUCUGCGACAUUCAGAUCGCUUCAAAAUGGGAGCGACCGAUCCAAUUCCUUCCUCCUCGCCUGCAUUCGGGACCCCAGCACGACCAUUUCGAAUGCAAAAGACACAUGCUCCACCAACCAAGACGUCUAUAUUACCUAUUCUGCUCCCUCCUUCGACACUCCGACCAGUGGCUUUCCGAACAUUUACUCGCAAGCACAACCUAACUAUCUCAUCAUCGGCCCUGCAAACUCUAGCUGUAUUUGUAGGGAAGAAUUGUGGCUCAGGAUGGCGAGAGGAAGGACUCGCAGAGAGGGUUCUAGAUGAGGUCGCUAAAUCCUGGAAAAGAGCCGGUGGCAGCGUAAUUAUGGAAGAAGGUAAAGGUGCAUCUCUGAAGACGAUCAUGCAGACACUUGAGGGGAGUAUGAGUGGUGGAAGAGUUGUCACCGGAAAAGCCAACCCCCAGGAUGGAUCUGCAAGGCCAUUGAAUGGUGGCAUGGAUGCUGGGCGCACUGAAUCCAACACCGAAGGAACCAGACCAGGCGAUCCGGACGAGGAUGACUCCAAACUGUCACUACAUCCACGUCACUGGUGCAAGACCAUUGAUGCUUUCGACCUUCCCCGAUUGACAUACAAUGUCGACAAGAAAUAUUUCGAGGCAAUCAAGUCCAAAGCUACGCUCUUUCCAUCCCCUUCACACAAGACUGCUCUUUUCAGGGAUCGCUACAAUUUGGUUUACCAGCGCUUGCUCCGGAAUGAGACCUUCCAAAGUUCAUUGGGGGUUAUAGGCGUCCCUUCCCUGCAGCGAUCAUCGUCGAACCUGGCAACUCAACAGUCGUACAAGUUAACCCCAAUUGCGAACCUCCUAGGCCGAAGUGGCAGCUCCCAUCUGUUGCUAGGCCUUCUAUCUACUUCACCCACGGGUGAUUUGACUUUGGUAGAUCUAACAGGAAGUGUGGCCUUGGAUCUGAGCCAUGCACGCAUGAUUCCAGAGGAUGGUGCAUGGUUUGCCCCGGGCAUGAUCGUGCUUGUGGAUGGGAUCUACGAAGAAGAAGAAAUGGUGCAGGGAUCUGUAUUGGGAGGAAAUUCUGGCGUUGGAGGUACCAUUGGAGGUCACUUCGUUGGAGUUUCCAUCUGCGGCCCUCCUUGUGAACGAAGAGAUAUCUCGCUAGGGACAAGCAGCCGCCAAGGAAGUGGCGAGCUGAGCUCUAGCGGUGGAUUUGGGUGGGUCGAUUUCCUAGGAAUCGGGAGUGAACGUGCACAAGGAGCACGAAUGAGGAGGAUCCAAGAGAAAUGUCUGCGGGGCGAACCGGAGGCGAUGGAGGCACCGCCUCGGCUCAAAAUGGCGGUGAUGAGCGAGGUCAAUCUCGACAAUAUGAGGGCUCUGGAUGCCCUCCGGAAAGUUCUCAGCACCUACAAUGACCUUGCCCUCGCAGAUCGUCCCCAGACUUUUAUUUUGAUCGGCAAUUUUGUGCAGAAAGCGAUUAUCAACGGAGGUGGCCGAGCUGGGAGUAUCGAAUACAAAGAGCAUUUUGACUCUCUCGCCGUCGUUUUAUCCGAAUUUCCUGCAUUGUUGCAGCAUUCCACCUUUGUCUUCGUCCCUGGUGACAAUGAUCCAUGGGCAUCCGCAUUUUCUACCGGAGCUGCGUCAACCAUACCACGCCAGCCUAUACCCGAGCUGUUUACUUCUCGGAUCAAACGUGCCUUUGCAACGGCAAAUUCAGAACUUGAUCGCUCCCAGUCCUUAGAGCCAAUGGGCGAGGCGUUGUGGACUUCAAACCCGGCGCGCCUCUCCUGGUUUGGGCCUGUGCAUGACAUUGCUAUCUUUCGUGAUGAUAUCUCGAGUAGAUUGAGGCGUACGGCGAUCAAUGUACCGGCCGGCAAUGACGGAGAUGAUGCUACCAUGCACGAGGUGCUGGACAGUGCAACCAAUGCCGCGGUAUCACUAGCGCCAGAACCGACCGACCAAGUCAAUGGAGCCAGAUCUGACACUGUAGCAACCGCCGCAUCGGCAGCUCGUAAGCUUGUGAAAACCAUUCUAGAUCAAGGGACAAUUUCACCGUUCCCACUGCCCAUUCGGCCCGUUCUGUGGGACCAUGCGUCUGCUGUGCAGCUAUAUCCAUUACCCACUGCCCUCAUUCUGGCAGACUCGGAGGCCGCCCCAUUCUGCAUGACCUACGAAGGAUGUCAUGUUAUGAACCCUGGACGGCUCUUACCUGAUGGAGCUGUGCCGACCGUGCGGUGGAUCGAAUAUGAUGUGAUACGAAGCCGCGGAAAGGUGAAGGAGGAACGGUAUUGA
Messenger RNA from Penicillium odoratum, 2292 nucleotides. RefSeq names its product DNA polymerase epsilon noncatalytic subunit. Gene Ontology annotation, cellular component: epsilon DNA polymerase complex. NCBI's taxonomy places the organism in Eukaryota, Fungi, Ascomycota, Eurotiomycetes, Eurotiales, Aspergillaceae. Gene Ontology annotation, biological process: DNA-templated DNA replication; error-prone translesion synthesis. Gene Ontology annotation, molecular function: DNA binding. The transcript has a single exon. The record is from RefSeq and is a predicted model, not a curated record. Bases 1 to 2292 code for a protein of 763 amino acids.